AUUCUAUUUUGCGAGCCUUUAUCUGUCAUUUCGUUUCGCAAUCUUUUCUUUUCCUCGCUUCUCGUCUUCUCUCUCUCUCUCUCUGAAUCGAAACCCUAGAAAUCCAUCGUCUUCCACAAUCUGACACCUCUACCUGACGGAACCUAUAUUCUCUCAUCAAACCUCAGUUAUCCAAAUCCGAUACUCAAAUCCCCAUCCCAAUUCCCCGCAUCGACCUCACUGCCCCAAUUCCCCCAAUUCGCACCUUCCAACGCCACAAUCUUAGAAUCGCCGAUUCCGCUACGGUGGCUAGCGCAUGGGUAAGAUUCUCCGAGAAACCGCCAAGCCGUCGGCGAAUUCUUCAUCGGCGUCCCCCUCUUCUGCGGCGCCCGCCACCACGUCUUCCACGUCGGUGACGGAGACGGUGAGAGGCUCGCACCAGUUCAAGAUCACGGGCUACUCGCUCUCGAAGGGGAUCGGGAUUGGAAAGUACAUGGCCUCCGACGUGUUUUCCGUUGGAGGGUACGAUUGGGCGAUUUAUUUCUACCCCGAUGGGAAGAGCGUGGAGGACAAUGCGACCUACGUGUCGCUCUUCAUCGCUCUGGCCAGCGACGGCACCGACGUUAGGGCGCUUUUCGAGUUAACCCUUUUGGAUCAGAGUGGCAAGGAGAGGCACAAGGUGCAUAGCCAUUUCGAGAGGACACUCGAAAGCGGGCCUUACACGUUAAAAUACCGCGGUAGUAUGUGGGGUUACAAAAGAUUUUUUAAGAGAACAGCUCUAGAAACAUCGGACUACCUUAAAGAUGAUUGUCUCUCUGUGAAUUGUAGUGUUGGUGUUGUGAGGUCACGUACGGAAGGUCCUAAAAUCUAUACGAUUGCAAUACCACCUUCUAGCAUUGGCCAUCAGUUUGGGCAUCUACUUGAAAGUCGUAAAGGAAGUGAUGUGAAUUUUGAAGUGAACGGAGAAAUUUUUUCUGCUCAUAAAUUGGUAUUAGCAGCUCGGUCACCUGUUUUUAGAGCACAGCUUUUUGGUCCUAUGAAAGAUCAGAAUACCCAGUGUAUUAAAGUUGAGGACAUGGAGGCUCCAGUUUUCAAGGCAUUGCUUCAUUUUAUAUACUGGGACUCACUACCAGAUAUGCAUGAGCUUACUGGGUUGAACUCAAAGUGGGCAUCAACCUUGAUGGCUCAGCAUCUUCUAGCAGCAGCUGAUCGGUACGGCCUAGAGAGGCUUAGGCUGACGUGUGAAGCAAGUCUUUGUGAAGAUGUAGCAAUUAAUACUGUGGCUACAACUUUAGCCUUGGCAGAGCAGCACCAUUGUUUCCAACUGAAAGCUGUUUGUCUCAAGUUUAUCGCUACUUCUGAAAAUCUUAGAGCUGUGAUGCAAACUGACGGAUUUGAGUACUUGAAGGAAAGUUGCCCAUCUGUUCUGACUGAGCUAUUGGAGUACGUGGCCAGAUUUACUGAGCAUUCGGACUUCAUGUGCAAGCAUAGGAAUGAAGCACUACUUGAUGGCAGUGACAUAAAUGGGAGGCGGGUGAAGCAAAGGCUCUAGUUUCAACACUGAACAGCUUUCUGUACAACCCUCUUCUACUCUCCGUUUUAAAAGAUCGAGUGUGUAGUUGAUGGGAAAAUAUAUAUAAUCUUUUAUAGGAUCAGAGGCAAAUUUUAAAUUUCUUAGCUUAUUCUUGUGUAAGAGAUGUAAAUGUAAUUUGUGUUGUUGCUGUUACCGUUCUGUUUGACGUAGGUUUCUUCUGUAAUAUCUUAAGGAUUCCUUUUUACUGGAAAACAUGUCUGGAAAUUGUUGAUUUGAUCGCUA
Vigna angularis (adzuki bean) is the source of this 1795-nucleotide messenger RNA. Its product is annotated as BTB/POZ and MATH domain-containing protein 2. Gene Ontology annotation, molecular function: protein binding. The record is from RefSeq and is a predicted model, not a curated record. Gene Ontology annotation, biological process: protein ubiquitination. The transcript is spliced from 4 exons. The coding region runs from base 296 to 1531 and encodes 411 amino acids. NCBI's taxonomy places the organism in Eukaryota, Viridiplantae, Streptophyta, Magnoliopsida, Fabales, Fabaceae.